GUCACUUCCGGGGCGGAUCGGAAGUUGCUUUGUUUUGCUUCAAGAUGGCUGCGGGGAUGUAUUUGGAACAUUAUCUGGACAGUAUCGAAAACCUCCCCUUCGAAUUGCAGAGAAACUUUCAGCUCAUGAGGGACCUGGACCAAAGAACAGAGGAAGCACUAGAUACCAUCUGUGGCCUUCCUUGGAUGUUGAACAAAUCUGGCUGCACUGAGGCAUGCACUUGGAGCCUGAGGCUACACUACAGUGGUCAGAUUGGUCUCUUCAAGGGCAAAGAUGUCGUCUCUUGGAGCCAUGCCCCAUACCUGCUGAAGGAUAUGUAGGUCUUCCCUUCCAUCCUUAUGUAGCCAUGCUCAAGGAUGUGACAAGCUGGUGUUAGAAUACCUAAAGCUGUGAUUUCAGUUACUCUGGACCUGAAGGCUGAAAUUGACAAGUUGGCCACUGAGUAUAUGAGUAGCGCCCGCAGCCUGAGCUCCGAGGAAAAAUUGGCCCUUCUCAAACAGAUCCAGGAAGCCUAUGGCAAGUGCAAGGAAUUUGGUGACGACAAGGUGCAGCUUGCCAUGCAGACCUAUGAGAUGGUGGACAAACACAUCCGGCGACUGGACACAGACCUGGCCCGCUUCGAGGCUGAUUUGAAGGAGAAGCAGAUUGAGUCCAGUGACUAUGACAGCUCUUCCAGCAAAGGCAAAAAGAGCCGGACUCAGAAGGAGAAGAAAGCUGCCCGUGCUCGUUCCAAAGGGAAAAACUCAGAUGAAGAAGCUCCCAAAGCUGCCCAAAAGAAGUUGAAACUUGUGCGCACAAGUCCUGAGUAUGGGAUGCCCUCAGUGACCUUUGGCAGUGUCCACCCCUCUGAUGUGUUGGAUAUGCCUGUGGAUCCCAACGAACCCACCUAUUGCCUUUGUCACCAGGUCUCCUAUGGAGAGAUGAUUGGCUGUGACAACCCUGAUUGUUCCAUCGAGUGGUUCCACUUUGCCUGUGUGGGGCUGACGACCAAGCCUCGGGGGAAGUGGUUCUGCCCACGCUGCUCCCAGGAACGCAAGAAGAAAUAGAUAGGGGCCUUGGAUUCCCACGGUUUCUUCCACAUCCCUGGACCCGGGCUAGUGGGGAGAGGAAAGCCUGUGCUGGGGCCCGGGGCUCAGGGAGAGUGGAUGGCGCAGUGUAGUCAUCCCUUCUCCUCCCCUCUCCCCACUCCUGGUGCUGAGGCUGCAUCCAGACCCUGGUAGGGAGGGCUGCCGCAGCUGCUGACCGUCUGUGCUCUCAUUCAGCCUGCCCCCCUCAGAGGAAAGUGGCUUGCCCACUGUCCUUUUGCCUCCGUGCUGAGGUUGGUGCUGUAUUUCCAAGGGAUGGUCCUCUUCACUCCCCUUGCUUUGUAUUUAAGGACUGGGGCAGUAGCAUGGGGGCACUCCCCAGCCCUCCUGAGUCCCUCCCCCUGUGGGGGGGCUCUGGUGUGAUAAACUCUCUUUGUUCUCUUCCUGCUUUUUCCACGGGAGGGGCUCCCCCGGAGCAUCUGGGCCGUGGCCUUAGUUGAAGGGGCACCCCUUCCUCUGUGUCAAGAGAAUUCAUCCUGGCCUUGUGAGUGGGAGGGGGCAAGGUGGAAUGCACAUCACUCACGUGUAAAGGAGUUUGAGUAGGUGAAUAAAAGCUGUCCGUGUUGGCCUGCUGUGUUUAUUGUA
This is a messenger RNA of Ailuropoda melanoleuca (giant panda), 1670 nucleotides long. RefSeq names its product inhibitor of growth family member 4 (gene ING4). NCBI's taxonomy places the organism in Eukaryota, Metazoa, Chordata, Mammalia, Carnivora, Ursidae. Gene Ontology annotation, biological process: positive regulation of apoptotic process; regulation of DNA-templated transcription. The record is from RefSeq and is a predicted model, not a curated record. The coding region runs from base 447 to 1046 and encodes 199 amino acids. The transcript is spliced from 9 exons. Gene Ontology annotation, cellular component: nucleus.